Messenger RNA from Gloeophyllum trabeum ATCC 11539, 2362 nucleotides. RefSeq lists its product as uncharacterized. The record is from RefSeq and is a predicted model, not a curated record. Gene Ontology annotation, molecular function: sequence-specific DNA binding; DNA-binding transcription factor activity. Gene Ontology annotation, biological process: regulation of DNA-templated transcription. The coding region runs from base 8 to 1975 and encodes 655 amino acids. NCBI's taxonomy places the organism in Eukaryota, Fungi, Basidiomycota, Agaricomycetes, Gloeophyllales, Gloeophyllaceae. The transcript is spliced from 5 exons.
ACGCGACAUGGCAGACCUCUACCCGCCGUCCACCUACCAGGUCCGCCCCCAGCAGCAGUCCUACCACCGCUCCCAGGACGCGCAGCAGUACAGCCUGAACAACGACAUGGUCUACCCGCCGUCCCUCCUCUCGACCAGCAGCUCAAAUUCCAACUCCAGCUCCGACCAGAAUUUCGACGCGUCCCAGUCCCCUGCAAAGUCCCCCGAUCACCAGAGCCAGUCCCAGCAGCCGUCCCAGCAACCGUCACAGCAGCCUGCCACAACAACAAAGGCUGAACCGACGACGGGCAAGCCCCAGGCGACCUUCCUCACGAAGCUCUACGCCCUGCUCGAACGCCCCGAAAACCAUCAUAUGAUUAGAUGGGAUCCCACCGGUGAACACAUCAUCGUGGAGAAACCAGAACAGCUAGCACUGCACGUACUCCCGAGCGUCUACCGCCAGUCGCGCUUCGCCAGCUUCUCCCGGCAACUAAACAUCUAUGGCUUCAUGCGCAAAGUCAACCUUCGCAACGUCGAUCCCGCCAUCGACGACCCCGACGCUAGCACAUGGUCGCAUCCAACCCUCAACCGCCACUCUCCCCCCGAAGUCGUCGCCAACUUCAAGCGGCGAGUGCCCCCUCGUCUCCCCAAGCCGAAAAAGCGCGACAACGACCCGUCUCUCAUGCAGCAGGCGCCGCGAUCAGCAAUCGGGCUCGCAUCCAACUCCGUCCCCUUCAAUGUUCCCUCUUCCUCAUACCCCAUGGCACCAGGCAAGCCUCUCUCAUCACCUUCUUCGAUGGGACGUCAACGAGGCUUCUCAGCGCCAGGCAGUUUCACGCCUCUCAGUCAAGGCGGUGCCGCGGCCGCUGGAUGGGGCUCCAGCUACCCCCACGCCAGCCAGCAUCAUCAACAUCACAGUGGUCAUCACGCGAUGCGCAGUGCACUACCUCCGCUCACUGUGCCGUCGGAUCCCCCUGCCAUGUACACCCACAGCCCUGGCGGGCAUUAUCAGAUGAGCCCGGCUGAGGAGAACGGUCAUGGCGGUCAGGGCUUCAGCAACUUGCCGAGCAUGAGCCCGUAUGGGAGUGCGGGGAGCCAAUACCCGUACAGUGAUAACCAGGGCUCGUGGAAUGGGAGCCCCGCGGGCGGUCAAGGAGGAGGCCACUCCGGCAGCUUGUCAAGUCUGUUGAACCCGAGCAGCUCGAGUGGGUAUUCCCCCGGUGGAUACCACAGCUCGUCCUCCGGCCACCAUCAACAGCGACCCACCAUCAAUACGAAUUAUUCCGGAAGCCCGUACUCUUCUCUGCCGACCGCGACCUCGUCAUCAAUUCCCUCACCCGAUAGCCGACCGAAUACGGGUUAUUCCGUGUCUUCGAUGAGCUCGAUGCCACCGUAUGACGAGGGGUACAACUCGCGUCCCGGAUCAAGCGCGCAUCGGCCAGUCUCGCCUAAUGGCUCGCGGCCGAAUAGCAGUGCGGCCGGGAAGAACUACCAUAACGGUGCGAGCCUCUCGGUUCGCAGCUCGAGGGGUCGGCGGCACAGCCAGGCGAUGAGCCCGUACCCCUCGCCCUACGACCGACCAUCCACGAGCCCACAGCCACACGAAGAGACUGGGGGCCAUAGCAUGCAGCGGGUACGAAGCAUGAUUGCAUUGCCGAGUCUGCAGGACACGUACUUCAACCCGGCGCAGGGUGACUUUGCAUACUCGGCGGGUGGGGAUGGGCCGAUGGACAAUGGUGGGCACGCACCGCACUCGAGCCACGGGCAUUCGAGUCACGGUGCGGGCUGGCAUGGGUAUGAGCGGAGUGUGCGGCCCUCGACGAGUGCGAGUAGCUUGAGCGCGACGAGUCAUGCGAGCAGCGCGGCUGCUACGCCGCCUGGGACGGGUGUUGGUGAGGGCUUUGCGGAGACGGACGUGAACCGAUUCUCGCCCGACUUUGGGUUCGUGCCGAUGAACGAGCACCUGCCGCACUACGCGAAGGUCGGGGAGAUCUGAGGCGGACGAUGAAGAUGACUCUCAAAACUGUGUAUAUGCUCUCUAUCCCCUGCUGCGUCUUUUCCUCCCGUGGAGUCCGACCCCUUCUGCUUUGUUCCUCUUGCCCGCCGGACCAUAAUAUUUGGCUGUUCACCGCUCUCGCUCGUUUGCCGGAACGUUGUCACCUUUUUUCCCUCGGCCCUAAUCGCGUCUGUCUUCGGUGUGCUAUCUGCGUUUGCUUUCAUGUACUACUCGUCCCUCUCCCUUUGCAGGUUCACUCAAAAGCGGUAUACCAGGCUUGUGUGUGCGGUUCGUUUAUUGUCAUUGAUACCUCUGCUCGGUUGAUGUUAUCCCUUGUGUACGCGUAUACCAUUCCGUUGUUAUCCGCUGUGUGCUAUCAGAAAGUGC